GCGCCCCUCGCACAGCCUCCCAUGUUCAACUUCGCUGAUGCGGUGCACCGCCCCCUGCACCGCUCCGCGAACUUCAACACCCAUAGCGCAUCGCUCUCCCGCUCCUCGAUUCACUCGACGCCGCCCCCCAGCGAGCACUCGCGCUUCGACGCCCAGCAGGCGUGCACACCCUGGAAGCGCGCUGGGCCCGGCGACGAUCAAGCGCCGGAUGGAGCGUAUGUAUAAUCCUGCGCCUUCCUCGGCGCGACGCCUGCUUCAUGUAAACUCUCUAUCACCCCGGCGGAGGGCAGGCCUUCUUCAUCACGCCUCAUCGACCCCGAACGCAGAAGCGGUCAAGCGACCCAAUCGUCGUGAAACACGCAAGGACACGGCAAGCCUCAGAUCUGCGAUGCGCGCUCGACGACUGCAUUGUUGCUGUUUGUUACGACUCUAUAGAGCCUCCUUGCGGACGGGAGUCUGGACAGGGGACCCUGACAUGCGUCAAAAUAAGGUCAGUCCCGAACGUCCGUUGGAUGAAGGUAGGCAGCCGUGCGUUGGCAACGAGGGCUAUCUCGAGCACUAAUCUCGAAAAUCCAGUCCGUAAGUCAGCCAUUCAUGACUCGCUGUGAACGUGACGAGCUUCAUAACCCCCUGUUGGUCUCCGUCAAAUGGACGGGCCUCGCGCGGACCCCUCAUUGCAAGCUAUUGUCUUUACACGGCUCACUUCAUUUUCUAGCCGCCAAAUUUAAUCUAACGGUUGGUCUUUCCUCAAAGGCAUUUCAUUCCCCAUGUUUCGCACAGCAGGAUCAAGCGACCUACGAACGCAUGGCGCAACCUCAAUAGGAUCGACCCUCAGGGCCAACCU
Schizophyllum commune H4-8 is the source of this 844-nucleotide messenger RNA. RefSeq lists its product as uncharacterized. The transcript has a single exon. Bases 38 to 562 code for a protein of 174 amino acids. NCBI's taxonomy places the organism in Eukaryota, Fungi, Basidiomycota, Agaricomycetes, Agaricales, Schizophyllaceae. The record is from RefSeq and is a predicted model, not a curated record.